AUGAUCCACCAAUUACAGGUAAAUGAAAGCCUCAAAGAUACCUUGAAUAAAGAACUGUCCAAGCUUGUUGAUGAGCGCACGCAAGAGGUUAGCUUAAAAGCUUCUAUUAUUGAAAAACAGCAUGAAGAAAUCUCUUUAAUGAAUGCAAUGCUGGAAAAGGAUAAUCAGGAGUUGCAUGUGAAUAUUGAGAAGGUAACGAAAGCCAGGGUGAUGUCAGACCAUGUUGAUUUUGCAGAGUUCAGUAAGAUUUAUCCGGAUAGAGAAACCUGCUUUAAAUAUCUUUCUGAGCUGAAGUGGGCAAAUGGAUAUGCCUGCCGUAAAUGUACGAAUACGUUUUUUCUUGCUGGUUUUUUACCUUAUAGCAGGAGAUGUACAAAAUGUGGCUAUGAUGAAUCUGUAA
Messenger RNA from Tuber aestivum (summer truffle), 400 nucleotides. The record is from the annotation of a GenBank genome assembly. NCBI's taxonomy places the organism in Eukaryota, Fungi, Ascomycota, Pezizomycetes, Pezizales, Tuberaceae.